AUGAAGGAUGCCCUCCAGUCUGGUGGUGGAAUACAAGGUGUUCGAGUGGUAGCAAUGCAAACUAUCUACAGUUCAUCCAGCGACCAAAGAAAAAUCCCUAACAUCAACAAGUUAAACAACUUUCGAUUUGAUGGCGAAAGCAUAACAGCAUGGCGGUCAUAUGGUAUUUAUAUUGGAAAGGGCAAAGCAGUAGAGCCGGUGAACCCUUUGGAAGGUUAGUUUUUUAAUAAAACACGUUUAUCUAGCAGAUCAGUUCUGAUAUUGAUCCGAUAUUUAUUACAGAUUCUAACUACAAUUGGCUGGAGUCCACUUUUACUCCAGGAAGAUUUAAACGAAUUGAAAGAAAGAAACCUGGCGUUGCUGCAACAAACAAACCAGAAAACGCAGACGAAGAAGAACCAUUAGUACAAGAACAAGAAGAGGAUCAGAUCAAUACCAGUUCCGCUUCCGGGUUUUACUCCUGCCCACACGAUGGUUGCGUACGGGUCUUUCAGAGGCUUUUUGCAUUAGAGAAGCAUCUUUCCUUGGAAAAGUGCGAACAGAAACUGGAAAGGUUAUCGCUACUUGACCAUGCAAAACUUGGUUAUAAAGAAUAUUUGGAAGAGGGAGCUGGCGUCAUACCCACUCUAAAUCCAACAGUGACAGCUACAUCUUCUGCUUCCCCUAUUGUAUCUGAAGGUUGGGCCCUGAAGGCAAACAAGAAGUCAUACCGCUUCAAUGAAAAACAGAAGCAGUAUUUGCAAGCAAAAUUUAACAUCAGUCAAGAAACUGGCAGGAAAAUGGAUCCAAAUGUUGUUUCAUCACAAAUGAGAAAAGCUCUUGAUUCAUACGGGAAACGCCUCUUCAAUGUCAGUGAAUUCUUGUCGCCACAACAAAUCAUAAUGAAGUCGUAUUUCUCACGUCAUGCUGCAAAGGUCCGACAACAAUGUGAUGUUGUGUCUGAAGACAUCGUUGCAGCUGACGAAGAGGCCAAUUUCUGUUCAUUACGAGAGGCUGCAUGUUCUAACAUCCAAUUGCAGCAUCCUAUUGAGUUCAACCAGUACAAUAUUUGUAUGAUGUUUUCAGAGGAUUCGCUACAACAGUUGAAGCUUGGAUUGUUGCAAGAAAUGUGCGAAUGUCUACAGCUAGACGUACCAGAGAAACGAGUGCGACGAAAGGCACUAUAUAUAACUUUACUAAACGAAGCUGUCAGCAAUUGCUCGUGCCAGACCCAUUCCACGUGA
Paramuricea clavata is the source of this 1223-nucleotide messenger RNA. NCBI's taxonomy places the organism in Eukaryota, Metazoa, Cnidaria, Anthozoa, Malacalcyonacea, Plexauridae. The record is from the annotation of a GenBank genome assembly.